This is a messenger RNA of Diorhabda sublineata, 528 nucleotides long. RefSeq lists its product as uncharacterized. The record is from RefSeq and is a predicted model, not a curated record. Bases 106 to 381 code for a protein of 91 amino acids. The transcript is spliced from 4 exons. Gene Ontology annotation, cellular component: membrane. Lineage: Eukaryota; Metazoa; Arthropoda; Insecta; Coleoptera; Chrysomelidae. Gene Ontology annotation, biological process: sensory perception of taste.
AAAACAAUAGGCAACCCAACUAAAACACUAGGAUUGUAAUAGUAUAUUAUUCAUUGAGCUUGUAAUGGUACCUAUUAUCUAUAGUAGCUUCAGUUAAUUUUCCAGAUGGAUGUUAUGGGUAAUGAAAUAGUGAACAUAAUACACCGAAUGCCUACAAAAUCAAUUUCUGAGGAUUGUUUGAAAGAGUUACAUACAUUUAUGGUUCAGGUACACGUACGCCCAAUAGAAAUUUCCGCAUCUGGAUACUUCAUACUGGAUAAACGACAAAUAUUAAACAUUUUGACCCAAGUAUCAACAUAUCUUAUAGUGGUUUGCCAACUAGUACAGAACUACUACAUAUCUGUAUCUGAAAGUACCAACACAACCUUAAUACAGAGUUAGUUGUUGCAAUUCAAAACAUCAAUACAAGAUAAAAAUGGAAAACUCGACUAGAUAUAUGAAAAUAAUUAUGGACAAUCAAUAUUUAUUUUGUUAGUUAGGAAGAAAAAUAUAGUGUAGUUAUUAGAAUGUACUCGUUUAAUUUAAAGA